This is a messenger RNA of Plasmodium yoelii, 813 nucleotides long. RefSeq names its product PIR protein. The record is from RefSeq and is a predicted model, not a curated record. The transcript is spliced from 3 exons. Bases 1 to 813 code for a protein of 270 amino acids. Lineage: Eukaryota; Apicomplexa; Aconoidasida; Haemosporida; Plasmodiidae.
AUGUCUUAUAAAGUGUGUAAAUCAAUUAAUGAGAUUGAUACAUAUUUUAUUGAUGAUCUGAACAACUCGGGAAAAGGUAUUUCUAUGGAUAUAUUAAGUAUGUAUUGCCCUGAUGAUAAAUGUAGUAGUGAUGAACAAAGGAUUAUUUCUGGUUUUAUAUUUUUACUAAAUAUGUUUGAUGAGGAAAAUUUAAAGAAUGAUAAACUUGUUGAAUACGCUAUUUUAUGGUUAAGUUAUAAACUAAAUCAAAAAACACAAAAUGGAAGCACUAAAUUAAAGGAGUUUUAUACCAAACAUAUAAAAACAAAUAGUAAAUAUAAGGAUAAUAUACCUACUGAUAAUAAUAUUAAUAUGGGUGUUAUAGAUACAAAAAUAGAAUCGAUGAAUAUGAAUAUUAAAGAUAUAUCUAAUUAUUAUGAUCCAUUUAAAUCAUUAUGUAACGUGUAUAGUGAACUUGAUCCAGAAAAAAAACAAUGCAAGACAUGUUUAGAAAAUGCUGGAGAAUUUUUUGAAAAAUAUGAAAAACAUAAAAAUUCUUUAGAUAUUACUAAAGGAGAUUCUUAUUCUCAACUAUGGUUUAGUUUAUUAAAAGAUUAUAAAAAUUUUGAAAAUAUAUAUAAUAGUGUUAAGUGUGGUAAUGUCUCAUCACUUGUAGCUUGCUCACGAAGUUCAAUAAUAAAAAAUACACUAAUUGCAAUUGCAAUUAUAUUUGUUGCAGCAUCAAUUUUAUUGGGAGUUUCUUAUAAGUAUUCGUUAUUUGGAUUUCGGAAACGAUUUCAAAAACAACAUUUAAGAGAAAAGCUAAAAAAAUAA